Molecule: messenger RNA, 9567 nt
Organism: Lymnaea stagnalis (great pond snail)
Lineage: Eukaryota; Metazoa; Mollusca; Gastropoda; Lymnaeidae
Source: the annotation of a GenBank genome assembly
CUCUGCUAGACCAACAGUGACAAAAAUUUUAAUAUUUUGGCAUUUAAGAAAAAAUUGUUUUGCAAGCCCCGAGCCCCAGGAGGAAACAAGAGUAAGUACAAAACUGCACAAUAUUACUAACAAAAAAAAAAAAAAAAAAGAGAGAAAAACAGAAUUAAGAUGCGAUGAAGAUGUUCUGAGAGGGUGGGGGUCAAUACGUUAGCCAUUUUGCAACUAACUUUAAAUAAAACUUAAUAAAUAAGGCUUAAUGCCAUAAACGUAAGACUCCAACAGCAAAUAGAUAGGUGAAGAAAAUAAGAAAGUAAUCUCAAUAAAAAGCAAAAUUUCAAGAAGGCAGGGAUUGAUGGAAAAAUAUGGUGGUGUUUGUGCUAUUUUUAUUAAUGAUGUCACUUAAUCUGCUCAAAAGGUGGGAAGUCAAAAAAAAAAUAAUAAUACAUUUUCCAGCACACAUUACUUCUGAUUGUUAAAUAAAAUUAAACCAACAAAAUGAUAAAUACUAGCCAGGACCUACUUCCAAACAACAUAAUUUGUUCAGUGGAAGCCUUAGCUACCACAGAUGUGAGGCCAAGAAACACGACCGGCAAAGCAUCAAGGAAGGAUGAGUGAGGGGCUAGCAAGAGUAGCGGAGCAUCUUUUGAACUGGCCUGCUUGCCUUUCACGUUUACCCAAUACAGUCCUCCAGCAAAAAAUACGCCCCGGCAAAGGACCAGAACAAUGGGCCUCAAAAAUCUAUAAAAGAUAUUUUUGAUGAUGACAUGAUAAAAUUGACCAUUCUUUCAGCAAAAUUUGGCAGUGACUUCUUAUUUGAACUAAGUGCUUGAUGAAAAAAUGGGGAAUUAUUGCUGCUAAAUGAAUGGCUGCUAGGAGAGGGUGGGGAAGUGCACACAUGGAUUUAAAAUAUAUAAAAACUGUAAUUAAAGAUAAUAACAUUUCUCACUCAGCGAGAAUUAAGAAUAGAUGUCAAGAGGGCACUAAAGAUUUAAGUAUAAUGAUAUAAUAUAAACUAAACUUUUCUUUUCAAGGUAUAAACUUUCUUUAACUGGUAAAACAAAUUUUAUUUCAUUUGAUUUUUAAAAUUUUUAAAUUAAACAAAAAUCAUCAUAAAUUAAAGCUAGCAAAUUAUUUUAGGAAUUUAAACUAAUCAAAGGCAGAUUAAAGUAAUAAUUCUCAUGCAACUGACGUGGUAAGCAGUAGCUAUGGUAGCAGUCGAUAUUGAUUAAAAUGUGUAUAAACUUCUACACUAUUACAGAGCUUUCAAACUAAAAUCAAAACAAAUGUACAAAGUAUGAAUACUUACAAGCGCCAUCCAGACAUAGGUUUUAAUUUAUCCUCUUCAGAUCGAAAUGCUACAGCAAGAGCUGCAAAUGGCCAUGCGAGUAAUAGCAGAAGAAUAACAAGAACUAAACGAAUUGGAGCAAUUGUGACCGACAUGACAGCAAUCUGAAGAACAAAAAAUUGAUACAAAAAUAAUUAGUGAAAAUAAUGAAAAGAGUAGGCUAACAUAAAUAAUAAGUAAUAACUUACUAAUUAAAGUAAAAAAUUUAUAUAUUAUUCAACCUUAGUUAUAGUAAUCUACCAUUAGUAAGCAAUUAGUCUGAUUUUUUGUUUAAAUGUGUCUGUUUAACGUCUUUAAUCUUUCAAAUUUAGUUUUAUUUAGUGCUUAUAGUGUUCAGUCUCAUUUCAUUUAGGACUAUUCCUACUACUACUAGGCUAUUCAAAUGGUUUCAUAAAGUUUAAAAAUUUAAGUUUUAAGGCAAAGACAUAAUAAAAUUAGUAAGUACCCCCCUUUGACUAUGACCUAUGAUGCCUAUGUGUAUAACUAAGUAGCCAAGUAGGCCUAAUGAUAACUAAUGCUUUGCCUAUAAUUUAUAAUAGCAUAUAAUUAGACACUGUUGCAUGAAUAUAUAGUAUAUAUAUAGGCCUACUAUUAAUUUAUAUUAUAAAUUAUAGUAGGCCUUAUUGAAUAGGCCUAGGUCAAGUGGGAAUGUAAAUUGUAUUAGUAGGCUUUUUGUAAGUUGACAAGUUGUAGUCAAUAGACACUGUAAUGUCUGUAACUGUAGUGUUAUGGGCCUAAAACUAAAGAAACAGUCUCAAACUUACUAAUUAGCUUAUUAGCUUAUAUUAGCCUAUAUAUUAAAAAUUUAACUUAAACUUAAACUAAAAAAAAAUAUUAAUAUAAAAAAAUUAUUAAUAAUAGUAGGCCUAAAUUAUUAGUAGGCUAAUGCCAAAGUUAGAGCCUAAACUAAGAUAAGUUUUUUUUAAAAAGCCUUUAAAAAAAAAAAUAAGCCUUACUUAAAUUUUUUUUAUUUUUUUUAAAUUGGAUAAAUAUAUAAUAAUAAUUAUUGGUAUAUUAUUUAGGCAUUUAGGCUUAGGCCUAGUUAGUUCUAUCCUAAUAAUAUUCCUAAGCUUAUGGCCCAAGUCUACAUAUUCAGUAGUAAAUAGUAGGCUUAACCAUUAAAAUUAAUUGACCCAUUCUCUAGUUAAUUUUAAUACGAUUGUUUCCAUAUUUUAAAUUUUUGUUUUGGUUUAUUUGUUUUAAUUUUUAAGUUCAAGUUUGCGUUUAGUUUUAAUUUUAUUUAACAGACCUGUAUUUUAUCCCGCAAGCUCAACUCAAGUUCAUGCACAAAUGGAUUAGUGACGUCUGGCAUUCCAAGAGAUUUCUGUCGAGGCACAGUAUUUCUUGUCAUUGUGAUAAGAACUAUUAUGACCGGUUUUUAGCGUUCCGAAAAAGUUCAGUGUGUUAUUAGUGUUGUGAAACCAUCGCUUCCUGAUUCACCACAAAUGUGUACAAUCCUCUUUGUCGCCAGAUACACCGUAUUGAGCUUCCGUUAAGACAUGCGCACUUUGGCGUUGUGCGGGAUUAUGGUAAGAUAGGAACUGUGGGAACGAUACGAUUGCUGUGCUGCAACACCCAAGAUGGCAACCAGAUUCAGUAAUUAAAAAGAUAAAUUGUGGGUUUUGUUUGACUGUGAAAUCACUCAAAACUCUGAGAUUUAACAAUGGAACAGCCACAAGAACGAACAGGGAAGCAGUCUGGCGAGUUUAUAGUGGGCCUUAAAUACAGAUUGGUGCGUAAAAUCGGCAGCGGAUCGUUUGGUGACAUUUAUCUUGGGAUCAACAUAACAAAUGGAGAAGAAGUGGCAGUGAAACUUGAAUCUUGUAAAGCCAGACAUCCACAACUACUGUACGAAAGUAAGUUGUACAAAAUAUUACAAGGUGGCGUGGGUAUUCCACACAUUCGUUACUAUGGCCAAGAGAAAGAAUAUAAUGUUCUCGUUAUGGAUCUUCUGGGACCAAGUCUAGAAGACUUGUUUAACUUUUGUUCGAGGAGAUUCACAAUGAAAACAGUACUUAUGCUUGCGGAUCAAAUGAUUGGACGUAUUGAAUACGUACACAACAAGAAUUUCAUUCACAGAGACAUUAAACCAGACAAUUUCCUAAUGGGAAUCGGAAGACAUUGCAAUAAAGUCUUCUUGAUUGAUUUUGGUCUGGCUAAAAAGUACAGAGACAGCAGAACCCGUACUCACAUCCCAUAUCGUGAAGACAAAAAUUUGACGGGUACUGCAAGGUAUGCUAGCAUCAAUGCCCAUCUUGGUAUUGAGCAGAGUCGAAGGGAUGAUAUGGAAUCUUUAGGCUACGUGCUGAUGUAUUUCAAUCGAGGUAGUUUGCCAUGGCAAGGUUUGAAGGCAAAUACUAAAAAGCAAAAAUAUGAAAAAAUCAGUGAAAAGAAAAUGUCAACUCCAGUUGAGGUUCUUUGCAAGGGUUUCCCUGCUGAAUUCGCCAUGUAUUUGAAUUACUGCAGAGGCCUCCGAUUUGAAGAGGCUCCUGAUUACAUGUAUCUACGCCAGCUUUUCAGAAUCCUCUUCAGAACCCUCAACUACCAGUAUGACUACACAUUUGACUGGACCAUGCUGAAGCAAAAGGCAGCACAAGUUGCGCAGUGCACUACAGCUGCUGCUCCCGCUACAGGGAGAGGUUGACACUUAACAUUCAAGAUCUCAUUUCGCUGUCAAUCCUUCCAACAGCACAUCAAACACCACGUAACAAACAAACAGAAUCAAGCAGGGAUUACUGAUGGAUGCAUGUUUUUUCUUUUUUUUGCUCUCAUUUAUCUUAUAUUGUCUACUGUGGCAACAAAAUUAAUAAUUAUUUCAAUUCAUAUAGAAGUAGUAUGACUAAAAAUCCAGUCUAAAUUUAUGUUAUAAAAUAUAUAUAUACAGUACAUAAAUGUAAUUAUCAUUUCAAACAAAAAAAAAAAAAGAAUCACAUGAAAUUUUAACACGAAACCGACUGUCACCACUUUCAUGUAUGAUGUCCAAUUUUUAAAAAGAUUUAAAAAUUAAAAAAAAAAAAAAAAAAAAAUCCAGUCUAAAUUUAUUUUAAAAAAAAUAUAUAAAAAGUACAAAAAUGUAAUUAUCAUUUCAAACAAAAAAAAAAAAGAGUCACAUGAAAGUUUAACACGAAACCGGCUGUCACCACUUUCAUGUAUGAUGUCCAAUUCUUAAAAAGAUUUAAAAAGUAAAAAAAAAAACAAAAACAAGAUGAUAUUCAAAUAAAGAAACUUUUUUGGCUGUACUUAUUGCUGUUUUUCAUUAUUUUUUAUGAAUGUAAUUUGUUAAUAUAGGUAGAUAAAAAAAUUCUGCACCACUUCAUGUGAGGGAUCUUAAAAGGAUAAAAGAUAACAACAUAAGCUUAUUUGUUUUAUUUGGUUUUCUUUAAAAAUAUUUACAAAAAUGUUUGUUUUCCUUUUUAUGAUUGUUUAUUUUGCUCCUUUCUGGGACAAGUGCUAGAGUUCUUUGAUGUCAAAGUGAUCAAUUCUGGCACCUAAAGUAGAUUUCUUGUUGAAUCACACAUUUUUGUGGGGGUUGUUGUGUUAUUAUGUGUUAAUAUUAGCUCAUGAAUUGUUCCACUUUUUUAAAAAUCUUAAUUUUCAAAAUUUAUGAAUUUGUUGGUUGGUAUUAGAAUUUGUUUCUAAAAUUUCUAUCUCUUUACCCAGUAAGCGAUAUAAAUGUGUAAUAUUCUGAAGUUUUACCUUUAUUGUUUAGGUUAUGUUUUUAUUUUCUGAGAAAAAAAGUUAAGAUACAAAAAUUUCAAAAGUAAGUGUGCUGAUGAUUACCUUUAAAUUUUAAAUGAAAAUAAAAUCAAUACAUUAUUUUGUAAUUAACUCUGUUAAAUUUCCCAAUGCACCGUACACAGAAGACACUGUACACAGAAGAAAUUAGGGUAUUAAGUUAUGAUUUGUAUGUCUUGAAACUUCAGUUAAAAUGUCUAACAUUUCUUUUCCAAUUUUUAUUUGCCUACAGCUACUCUGCAUAUACAUGCAUACCAUUAUAUGCUAUUUGGUUAUUCAUUAUUACUUUUCUAAUCCUUAAUUAGUUAAAUUAAGGAACUUCAAAUGCCUCUUUCAUGUCACCAUCACAAGCUUACACUGGCUUAAAUUUGCAACUAUCUUACACAUUCUUUCAAAAAUUGUAUGGUACAAUCUUUUUUUCACUCACUCACAGUUCUGUUAGUGUACAGUUGCAGUGAUCAUCAGAAGCUAUUCCUUGCUUUACUUUUUAACUUUGAAAUGAAUCCUGUGGCUUAACAUUGUACAAAUACUGUCAAAAUGUACACAAAAACUACCUGUGCUACCUCCUUUCGUAAAUCAUAGCCAUGUAUAUUAUUAUGAACAUAACUGUGCCCAUGCCUGGAUUUCUUUUUUUUUUUGUAAUGCUAGCUGUGUGUCAGUGUCGCUUUUAUCAUAUCUAAUGAUCAAAUUAUACAACGCAAGUAUAAAGAAAUAAAAAUAUCAAUUUUAACAUCCCUCAAUGUGGAAAGGCCAGCUAAUUUUUUUAUGUUAAAAAUGGAGGACUAAAUCACGGUAUAUAAAAUACACAGUCAUCUAUUGAUUUGUACACUGGUUCUUUUGUUAAUGAAACCAACAUGUAAAAUAAUUCAAUUUUUAAAAUCUUUUUGUGAACGCUGAACUGUUAAAAAAGUUUUAGAUCAUGUCAAUUUUGGUUUUUCUUUGGCUUACGAGUAGUUAAACCCAAAUUUUCCAUUUAUUUUCAAAAUUUUUAUAAGAAUCAACUAUUAAAUGUUUUUAAUUUGUGGUAUACCACAACUAACAACUUGACAUUUUUUUCGUUUCAACUUCCCUAUCUCUGUCUGGAACGUCUCUUCCCAUUUUGUUUGCUGUAGAAAUUUUAUGGGACCACAUACAUUCAGAUGUAGUCUUAGAGUCGCUACCUAUUAUAUUUAUUUGAAAGGUAAACAUAUCGUAACCGAAUUAUAAUUUUUUAAUAAAUUCGCUUCAAUAGGACUAACCCUUGCGCUUUGUAAACACUGAAGGUACUCCAAUGGGCUACUAAUUUAGCCAGUUAAAUGGAACCAUGAAAAAAAAUAUGAAUUUGCUUAUUUGUUCUAAAAUCUUUUCAAGUUCUACUUUUGAUGUGAGCGUUUCAAAGACUUUGUCAUCAAGAUGCUGCUGACAAGUAUUGUACUGCAGAGUAUUUGUGUACCAAGUAUUGACUUUACAACAAGUUUGGUGAAUUUGAAAGUUUUCUUUUUAAACACUGACGUCAUUACAUUUGUUGCUUUUUCUAUUGUUUAUGCUUGUUCUGUUGUUCAGGCUUGUUCAAUUGUUAAGGCUUCUGUGCACUUUGGGGUUAACAAAAUUCAUAUUACUGGUAUUUAUUUUAUAACUUCCUUUAACUUCAAGGGCAUAAAUUAAAUUUUUAAAAAUUACAUUUACUCAAAAUUUGAUCCUCGCGUAGUAUCUCAUAUUUAGCUUUAGCAUCAUAAUUUAACAUUCAACAAUUCAUUUGAUGGAUAUAUUUUCUUGUCCCAUAUGAUUUUAAAGUCCUUUGUCUUUUUUGGGUGCAACUUUAAGUUUGUUGAUUCUGAUGGUUUGAAGAAUUACUAAUUGCUGUGUCAUAUAUGAUUCUGAUUUUGUUGUUACAUUCAUCCUGUUUCUAAGAACCAGUGCUUCUCAAACAUUUACAUUUUAAUGAUAAUUCUUAAAGGACAAAAAUUAUAAAGUCACAUGUGAACUAUUCCUCCAUGUUUUAAAAAAAAAAGUAAUUAAGAAUAACCAGAUUAUAUUACAUACACUCCUGCCCACUGUUAAUCAAAACUUUUCUUUCAAUCUCUUUAAAAAAUGUUCAAGAAACACUGGCGUUCAAUCAACAAGUAAAUGCAAAAGAUACUUAUGUUUCCAUUUGGCUAUUGCUGUGUGUUGAGACUGGAUGUUGAGGUGUUUGGUGUCCUGAAUUCAGUGUGAUUAGCAGUGGUGGUCUGUAAAUGCUCUCAACUUACAGUAAACAUGAUCACCUGCAUUGUGGACAUUUUAGUUUUCUUGAUAAAUCAUCCUAUGAGACUAAAAUGAUUGUGUCCAUUCUAAAUGCCAAUAAUUUCAACAUGAGGAGAAUGAAUCACACUUGUUUAUUAAUUCCAUGUAAAAACACAUGUACAGUUUUUUUUUCUUUUUCUGUGUUUCUUUCCUUGUAUAACAGCUUUUUGAAGCUGUUCUUGUAAUUUUCAUUGUUAAAUAUUGUCUGAGUAGAAAAGUCAACCAUUUCUAUGGAUUUCUUUCUUGUGAAUUUGCUUUGAAAUUCCUUUUUUCAAAAUAUACGUUUUUUAAAAUUAAAUUUUUGUUGGUCUGCUUAUUCCCCGCCAUUUAAUUAAAGAUAAAAUAGCUCAUAUAAUUAUAAUUGAUAAACAUUACAUAUGUAUGUAUUUUAACUUAUGGCCAUGUACUAUUAUUAUGUUUUGUUUCAUUUUUAUGACAUGGAAUUAUUGGAAUUACAUAUUUUAUUUAACUUUUGAAAAAUUAGUUAUUUGUCAUUUUGAUAUGCUUCAAAUUUUACAAAACUCCGAGGAUGACUCUGGUCUAGAAAGAUUUUCUUAAAAACAUUUACCAGUUAUGAAACUAAUGUUUAACAGAUAUUUAUUUAUUGCUUGUAAUGACUGGGUAAAUUUGAAGAAUGACAUACUUGUUAAAAUCUAUUUUCUGAAUUUCAAUGAUUAUUUAUUUCUGUCCUUGAAUAACUCUGUGAAAACAAGAAUUAAUUAGCAGGUGAAAAUACUGAGAUAUGUUCCUAUUAGUUUGAUAUAUAUUUUUGAAUCUUCAUAUUUUUAAAGCCUGGAAAUUUCAUUAAAACUCAUUGCUCAAUGCACAUGUUGGCACAGGUCAAUGUAACAAAUGAUUCAGUUUGGCUCAUUUAUCCUGUCCUGUUUGACAGUUUUGUACAUAAGAGAUGGAGACAGCAGCAAGUCAAGUCAAAGCACACCAAGCACUGUUUGACUGUUGGAUUAGUUUUAAGUACAAAAUGAAAUCUACCCAGAAAAACAAAGUUUGCUUUACUUUGCACAAUGCUCUUAAAAUGACAUUUCACAAUAGAAGAUAUAAGGAUAAGACACAAUCUUCUACUGUAGCAGUAUCAGAUACUUUUGUCAACCUUUUUUUUUUUUUUUAAAUCUGUAUAGUUUAUUUAGUCAUAAUCUCUUUAAAUGCUGGUCUAACUCAAUGAGGCAGAUAUUCCACCCGUGUGCUACUUUUGGGUUAACUUUAUUUAUCAGAUACUUUUGUCUUUCUUUUUUUUUUUUUUAAAUCUGUAUAGUUUAUUUAGUCAUAAUCUCUUUAAAUGCUGGUCUAACUCAAUGAGGCAGAUAUUCCACCCGUGUGCUACUUUUGGGUUAACUUUAUUUAAGGUGAGCCGUCGUCGGUCAUGCCGAUCAAGCAAAUGAGUUUUAUUUACCUUCCUCCUGUGUUGUAUUUACUGAAACGUUAACGUGGUCGUCCAUCAUCUUGCUGUAUAUAUUUCUAUAAUAAUGUUCACCAUGGCUAUAUUAUCUGUUGAUUGUCCCUGCACAGCCAGUACACAUGUACUCAGAUGAUCAUUGAAUCAUUUGCUAAAUGUCAAGAUCUUUGUCAUUUGAUUAAGUAAAGAAAACUAUUUUAUACCAACUGAAAUAUUUGUUGAUGUAGAAUCAAGUAUUGCCAUUGUAAUGUUUAAGUAAGUUUGUUGUCAGGUACCAUUGGAAACAAUUUUUUGUAUCAUUAGAGCUAAAGUUAAAUUAUUUAUUUGUUUCUAAUAUUAUUUCUUUUUUUUUUUGUUAUACCAUUUUUGUAUAAGACUAAUGAUGGGGAGAAAGACGACCAACACCAACAAGAAAGUAAAAGCAAGUGAAAUUAAUAUAAUGAUGAUACAGUAAACUAUUGGCUAGCACUAGCAUAUAUUAUAAAUUGUUUUUUUAAAAUGUCAGCUAAUCUGGUAAAUAGAGUUAAAAAUUAAUUGACGUCUGUUCAUUAAGUAGGUAUUUAUUUUUAUGGCAAUAUAUACCAGCACGCCAUCUGUGAUUGUGUCAUUUAACCCUUACCCGCCCGUAUGAUAAGGAACAAUUAUUGCUAUUUCUGCUUUUUUUUUCUUUCUAUGAAGGGUACUAGAUACUACUGUAACAGAUCAUAGAACUUAACAUUUUCUUCCAUACCAUGAGGUCAGAGCGGAACAUAUUGGCAUCGGCUGUAUAUUAUAUGUGUGCUUCUUAUUCAUGAAGAAUAAAUGUAGACAUUCAUAAAUGAAA